CCCAAAGUUAACAUGGUAAUCAGAGCCACCAAAUCCUAAUUUUUUUUUCUUCGCAUUAUCAUGACAUCCCCUGAAGCCUUAUCUGCUGGCAACCAAAACUAGCCGGAAAAACCUUCAUUGCAUCCGGCUUACACUAUAACCAAUAUCAACAACAAAAUCCGCACUUUAGACGGCAAAAAGGUAACAUAUUCGUCAUGGGUCAAGCUGUUCAAACUUCAUGCUCGAGCUUACAAGGUUCUGCACCACAUCGACGGCACCGCUCCGCCGGAAGAAUCCGACCCAUCGUUUGCAACCUGGUCCGAGAUUGACGCACUCAUUCUCCAAUGGAUUUACAGUACCCUUUCUGAUGACAUCUUGGCUCGUGUUCUCUCAUCCGAUCUCACCACCCGAGCCGCUUGGCUUAAAAUACAUGAGAUCUUUGUCAAUAACAAACAAGCACGUCCUGUCACCCUUGAAACCAAAUUUACCAACACCACCCUUACUUCUUGUGCUUCCUUUGAUGACUACUGCCAAACCUUAAAGGAUAUUGCUGAACAAUUACGUGAUGUCGAUCAACCGGUGUCCGACACUCGUCUUGUCAUCCAAAUGGUACGUGGUCUUCCUAUUGAAUAUGACACUAUUGCUGCGAUCAUUAAUGAAAAGAAACCUACUUGGGAAGUUGCACGUGGCAUGAUUGAAGACGAGCAAAGUCGUAUUGCAGCUAGGUCGAACAACAACCGAGACACGGUUCUUCUACAUUCUACUAAUCAACCUUCAUCCGAUGAAAACAAGUCUCCAUAUCCCAAUGGCUAUCGUGGUAAAAAUUAUGACCCGACAAAGGCGGCUCGUGGCCGUGGAGCUCACACUCGCGGUGGUCGAAACGGUGGCACAAACAGGAAUAACUCUUCACAAUCUGGUCGUGGAUCCGGGCAUUGGGGUACGUCGUCCAACUCUCCAUUGAACACACAUAACUAUUAUCAUUCUGGUACACCUCCUGCACCACCACAACAGUCGUGGUUUGCCCAUACUCAACAUUAUAAUCAACCUAACUGGACACCACCACCCACCCCCUACCCAUCCCAACCAGCCCCGUACCACCCACAACCCAACACCAACCAGCAUCCGUCUCCUCAUCAGGCCCAUCUAGCCCAUCAGCCCCCGCCCGGUUUCUCUCAGCAACCCGGUAAUGCGUUAUGCCCUUCGGAUAUUGGCGUUGCUCUCUCCAACAUGACACUAAACUAUUCGGAUCCGCGCUGGAACAUGGACACCGGGGCCUCGUCUCACAUCACCUCGGAUCAAGGACCUCAAGGAUGGAUGCCUCCUUUCCCGCCACAAUAGCACCGGAGACCUCUACCCGUUCACAAAGCCGGAGUUCAGUUUGCUCGCAUCCACUGCGCAUCAACCUUGGCAUGCUCGUCUCGGUCAUCCCGGAACGAACGUGCUUCAACAUCUUCAAAGAACUUCUAGUAUUUUAUGUAAUAAAGUUGUUGACUUGUCUAUGUGUCAUUCAUGUCAAGUGUCAAACAGUAAACGUUUACCUUUUGUUGAUUCUGUUUCUCGUACGUUUAAACCGUUUGAUAUCAUUCACUGCGAUUUGUGGACGUCA
Molecule: messenger RNA, 1585 nt
Organism: Helianthus annuus (common sunflower)
Lineage: Eukaryota; Viridiplantae; Streptophyta; Magnoliopsida; Asterales; Asteraceae
Product: DNA-binding protein K10-like
Exons: 2
Coding region: 586-1317 (243 amino acids)
Source: RefSeq, a predicted model, not a curated record